UCAUCACAUAUAACUACCUCAAUCUCCCCGGACCAGAAACAAAGUCAUCCUUCUCACCUCCUCCCCUUCCUCUUUGCAGGGAGGGGGCUUCCUAGCUAGGGCUAGCACUCCGGAUUAGCCACUAUCCCUUCCAAGUUCAUGCAUAUCGCUCCAUCCCUCUCCCCAAUGGAACCGGAAUCCGACAUGAGGACUGCCAUCGUCCCUGUCGAUGACAAGAAGCUGCCGCUUCCUUCCUCCGUGCCGAAGAGCAAGAAGAAGCGUGGGUCGAUGAGCUUCCUCCGGGCGGCCUUGUUCAUGUGGCGCAGGAGGGGCAGCUCAAAGAAGAAGUCGAAGGCUGCCCUCCAGAUCGAGGCGGCCACUGCCUCGGCCGGCAUGCUGAAUAAGGUCGUGGGAUCCAUGCGGCCCUUGCACGUUCAGGGCGGCGAGUCUCCUCCUCAGGUUGCAGCGACAGCACCUGCCCAGCCGGAGCCAGGGCCUGAGCCAGCUAAGAUGAUAUUGCUUGCCGGUGCAAGCCCUAGCCGGAGCGAGCACUUUGAGGAUGUGCCGUUGGGCUCCGUGUCCAUGAUGAGUCCCGUCGCCUCACCCUCCCAUUGUUCUUCCGCCUCACCCUCUCAUUGUUCUUCCGUCUCCGAGGGCACGAGCCGCUACUCAUCCGCCCUGAAUCUCCAGGAGCUGGACAAGAAUGAUGAUAAUGAUGAUAGCGAUGACGACGACGAUGAUGACCGCAAAUUCGAAGCCCUUGGUGGGGAUGAGAUGAUUGAUGCGAAGGCCGAGGAGUUCAUCACCCAGUUCUACCAGCAGAUGAAGAUUCAGAACUACAACGAGAUGGUCCGCAGAUCGGCUCGCCGCAGUUGGUAGUCCAUGAACGAACAAACGGUUAGGGUCAAAUGCCCGAGCAGAAAACAAGAUGCAUGGGAUCAUAUGGAGAUGAAGAAGCAAAUGGGACAUCUUGGAAGAAAGCGGGGAGAACUGGCGAUGGAAGAUAUGAAACAACGAUGACUUCUAACAUCUUGGAAGAGGGAUUAUAAUUAUAAUUAUAUAUAUAUAUAUAUAUAUAUCUAAAUAUACACCAAUUAUAUAAUUAUAUAAUUUGGUUUUUUUUAUUAAUUAGGAUCAUCAAGGGAAGGUAAUGAGUCUAACAUGCAUGCAUAUAGCUAGGGGGAGAGAGAAUAUCUCUCUCCUUCUCCUAAGAAUUACCAUUUUCUUCAUUUCCUUGUCCUUUUUUUCGGCUUCCUUUAUAUACAUAGGUGCCUUGUGAUGUAAUUCCUACCCCAUUAUUUAAAUGAAUGUAUUAGUUUUCACAUA
Molecule: messenger RNA, 1305 nt
Organism: Punica granatum (pomegranate)
Lineage: Eukaryota; Viridiplantae; Streptophyta; Magnoliopsida; Myrtales; Lythraceae
Source: RefSeq, a predicted model, not a curated record